UGAUAGAGUCUCUACUGGACACAAUGCAUACCACUGGAUGUGACUUUACCAAUGGAUUCCAAUGUCUCAGUCGAGUGACAAUUCCUGAGAGUCAAGACUCCACAAUAGAGAGAGAUUGAGGAGGUGGUGGAGUAUCUCCUGGAAGAAUGUGCCUCUCCUCAACAACUGGUCCAGUCCUACAGACCAAAGAUGCCUCCUCA
Molecule: messenger RNA, 200 nt
Organism: Geodia barretti
Lineage: Eukaryota; Metazoa; Porifera; Demospongiae; Tetractinellida; Geodiidae
Source: the annotation of a GenBank genome assembly